AUCUUAGAGGGGGGGGGGCUAGGGGGACACGUCCCCCAGUUCUCAGUAGAAUCGAUUUUGUAUUUCGUCUAAAUUCGAUGAGAAAAUGUUGGGGGAGGGGUAAUAUUUUGACACCAUACUUUUUGCGAUGUAAUCCUAUGAUUUUCAAUCUGCCAAAAAUUGUCAUAGACGUUCCUUUUGGAUAAACUGGCGUUCCCUGUUGGUAAAAGGGCGUUUUAUGGUGGUUAAAAGGGCGUGGCUUAAUUUUGUUUGGUUUGUCCCCCCAGAGCCAGUUAUGGAUUUCGAAUGCUGAUUUUGUGAUGUUGUAACUUGAGGUACUUCUGGACAAGAAGAUGUUGUUGUGGCCUAAGUAAGAGUGGAUGAGAGCUUAUCAAGUCCUAAGCUAGUAGCACUCUGAAUGAAUUCAUGGCCCCUGGAAUGAGAGGGAACGGCACGCAGCAUCAUAAAAACAAAGUUGUUGUAUCAUUUACGAUUAGAGAUGAACAUGAAAACAAAAACCGGCUAGGCGUCAACUGUCUACAAUACGAUCAUAGGCCAAGGUUUAAACGUCUGUACUCUGCAGGGCGUGAUUCAAUUAUAAGAUGCUGGCGAACAGAUUCUGAGGAACCAUUCUGUCUCUCAUUUGAACACCACACAGAUUGGGUCAACAGUCUCAUAUUGUGUAGAAAUGGAAAAACAUUGCUAUCAGCAUCUUCAGAUACAACUGUAAAAGUAUGGGAUGCUUUUGGAGGGUAUUGCAUGUCGACUUUGCGCACCCACAAAGACUAUGUCAAAGCGCUAGCUUAUGCACAGGAUAAGGAAAUGGUAGCUUCGGGUGGAUUUGACAAGCAGAUAUUUCUAUGGGAUGUUAAUGUUCUCACUGCUCUUACUGCUACCAAUAAUACUGUUAUAACUUCAUCUCUUGGAGGUCAGAAAGAUUCUAUUUACAGUCUGGCACUCAACUCUGCUGGAACAGUGCUUGUUUCGGGCUCUACAGAGAAGAUUUUAAGAGUCUGGGAUCCAAGAUCGUGUUCUAAGGAGAUGAAAUUGAAGGGACACGCAGACAAUGUCAAAGCCGUACUUCUGAAUAGCGAUGGGACUGAGUGUCUUUCAGGAAGCUCUGACGGCACCAUCAAGUUAUGGUCUCUGGGCCAGCAACGAUGUGUAGCUACGUACAAGAUUCAUGAUGAAGGAGUCUGGACCCUUGCAUCUGAUGAGCAUUUAUCAUUCUUCUAUUCAAGUGGCAAAGACAGAAAGGUUUUCUUCACAGAUUUGACUACAGAAUAUGAAAAAACGUAUUUUUUGUUUCAAGAAAAGGCGCCUGUUUUAUCUAUUCAACCUGCAUAUGACCCAAAGUGUCUGUGGGUAUCAACUACCGAAUCAGAUCUAAACUGUUGGCCUAUUGAGAUACCAGCAGAUUCUCCUGAAAACGAAGAACUGGAGGACAACACACCACUCAUUGAUACACCGUUGAAAAAAAUUCCAGGUAGUUCUGGUAUAAAGCGAAUUCAUAUACUGAACAACAAGAGGCACGUGCUGACAAAGGAUUCAUGUGGCGACGUUAGCCUUUGGGACAUAUUAAAGGCCAAAAGGAUAGAGUCACUUGGACAUGCCAACUUUGAGGAAGAAAUAGAGAAAAGGAAAGAACCUAUUUAUGUUCCCAACUGGUUCUCUGUAGAUGCAAAGACCGGGAUGCUGAAUGUGACUUUGGAUGAAAGCGACUGUUUCUCUUCAUGGAUGGUUCUUGAUGAUGUGCCAGACUUGAGGCUCCAAGAUCGGAGUCGAGGAGAUUCUGGUGACCUUAGAUUUGUCAAUUAUGGCCUACUGCUCCUUCAAGCAUUGUUGGAACAUUGGCCAGAAACUCAACCGGCCACUGCUGAAAUGGACGCUAUAGCAGACAGAAGUAGUCAAGAAUCCCCCGUCACUGGCUCUGACAUCCGGGUUCAAGUAGAAAAUAAGCCAUCGCCAUCAAAUGGUUUUUUCUCCGUUUCUCCUCACACUCCUCUGGUAUUUGCGGAAGGAGGUGGCUGCGGAAGGACAUCUUUCCGGUUGUUGGUUGGCGAUGCUGCAGGUGAAAAUGAAUGCACUAUACUGCAUGAGACUGUUCCUCACUGGGUCUUCGAAGCUACUGUCAAGCAAGCAUCUCCCAAGUUCAACAAGAUUGCCUUUUAUCUGGUUCCAUACUCGUCAAAUGGAUCAAAGAACAGCAACAAGCGUGAUCGGCUUUCUGCGAGUGAUAUGAUUCAUAUUCGAAAAGUUAUGGAACAUGUUUAUGAGAAAAUCGUUUUGGCAGAAAACACCCCAUCGGGAACAACAGCAACAGCACAAAAUGCUGAAAAACAGAGUCAGACGCAACUGAAUCCUGAAGAGCUAGCUGCCCUCGCAGAGGCUAAAGUUGAACUGUACUGCAAUGACACGGUGCUGGACCCAAAAAUGGAUCUACGGACCGUACAAAAUUUGAUUUGGAAAAGCAAGACUGAUCUUAUACUUCAGUACAAGCUUUCAAAAGAUAAAUGAAGAUCAUGGCAUACUUUGUCUUCAAGAAGAGGUCAUUACAUCCUUGUUUUGUCCAGACAAUUGACGAGGGAGAAGUUGCAACAAUUUGGGAAGCCAUGAGCGACUGAGUUCUCCUUCAGUCCUUAAAGCAAAUCACCUAUUUUGCAAGAUGUCCAGAUGAGUGGUUGUUGGUCAACAGCAACAUUAAUUUCAACGAGCGCCUCCUUUACUCUAUGCUAUGUAAUUUCCCCUUGUGUAGCCUUGGAGGCACAUUUCUCUGUGUCAAAUUUUUCAGCAAUUGUUUUAGGAGUUUGAAGCUUGUCGUAAAAAUGCUUUGUUAAUUUUUGUAUAAAUAUUUCGGGCUGGUUACUUUGGUUGUAAAGUGGUGGUAAUUUGUCCUUACUUUGAAACAUUUUGGGUAUAAUUGAGGGUUUUAAUGUGAAACAUAAAGCCCAUUAUUCUGUUAUAUGUCUAAUUAGGAGAUAGGUUCUUCUUUGUAUUCUGAAAACUUCUGAAAAUUGCACACUCGUGCAACCAUACGUACCCCCCCCCCCCCAGUAUAAAUGAAAUCUUUACUAUUUUAGUCCUCUAACUCUAUGAGAAGUACAAUAUAUUUAUAUUGAAAUUCAUAAUUCUGUUUUCAAAGAGACAAAUUAUUGAGAUACACGAGGGAAGUGAAUUAGAAUAAAAUGUUUUUCAUAGAUUUCAUUAGAGAUCUAUAGCACCUGUAAACUGAAACUUAAGUUUCAUUGUCAGUUUAACACUUUGAUUUAUGUAGUUGGGUUGUGGUAAAUUACUUGUAAAUAGUUGUAUUUAAUGAACUCAAAAUUGAAUCCUUGCA
Molecule: messenger RNA, 3316 nt
Organism: Rhopilema esculentum
Lineage: Eukaryota; Metazoa; Cnidaria; Scyphozoa; Rhizostomeae; Rhizostomatidae
Product: WD repeat-containing protein 48
Biological process (GO): double-strand break repair via homologous recombination
Molecular function (GO): ubiquitin binding
Source: RefSeq, a predicted model, not a curated record